ACAAAAAGCAGCCGGCCUUCGGUGGAGGGGCCGCCCCAUGCUCCGGCCCGACAAAACUGUCCCAGACGUGCAGACCCCGGCCAGUCUUCUGCAGAUCACCGCCUCCGGCGCGCUGGAGCUUCGCAGCCCAAGCCGGGCAGGCUUCCGCGGCCGCUCGGAAAACGCGGCCAGCGGAACCCGCACGCGGAAGCGCCCGGCGCACUGAGCAUGCCCAGUUGCAGAGCCGAACAGAGGAGUUUUUUUCUUUUCUUUUCUUUCUUUUUUCUUUUUCUUUUUUUUUUUGGUCUCAAGUAGCAGACCUCCCCCCCAACCCCCACCUGAGCCCCCCACCACCCCCGGCCUAAGCAGCUACCAUGGCCGAGGUCUCCAGCGCGGCGUUGUCCCAGGCGGGUUGGUAUCUUUCAGAUGAAGGCAUUGAAGCUUGCACAAGUUCUCCUGAAAAAGUCAAUAUAAAUGACAUCAUCCUGAUUGCUCUCAAUACAGACUUGAGAACAAUUGGCAAGAAAUUCCUCCCCAGUGACAUCAAUGGUGGAAAGGUAGAAAAGCUUGAAGGUCCAUGUGUUUUGCAAAUUCAAAAAAUUCGCAAUGUUGCUGCACCAAAGGAUAAUGAAGAAUCUCAGGCUGCACCGAGAAUGCUGCGUUUGCAGAUGACUGAUGGUCAUAUAAGUUGCACAGCAGUAGAAUUUAGUUAUAUGUCAAAAUUAAGCCUAAACACACCACCUGGAACUAAAGUUAAGCUUUCAGGCCUUGUGGAUAUAAAAAAUGGAUUUCUGCUCUUGAAUGAUUCUAAUACCACAGUUCUUGGCGGUGAAGUGGAACACCUUAUUGAGAAAUGGGAGUUACAGAGAAGCUUAUCAAAACACAAUAGAAGCAAUAUUGGAACCGAAGGUGGACCACCUCCUUUUGUGCCUUUUGGACAGAAGUGUGUAUCUCACGUCCAAGUGGAUAGCAGAGAACUUGAUCGAAGAAAGACAUUGCAAGUUACAAUGCCUGUCAAACCUACAAAUGAUAAUGAUGAAUUUGAAAAGCAAAGGACUGCUGCUAUUGCAGAAGUUGCAAAGAGCAAAGAAACCAAGACAUUUGGAGGAGGUGGUGGUGGUGCUAGAAGUAAUCUCAACAUGAGUGCUGCCAGUAACCGAAACAGGGAAAUUUUACAGAAAGAAAAGUCAACCAAAUCAGAGGGAAAACAUGAAGGUGUCUAUAGAGAACUGGUUGAUGAGAAAGCUCUGAAGCACAUAACAGAAAUGGGCUUUAGUAAAGAAGCAUCAAGGCAAGCUCUAAUGGAUAACGGCAACAAUUUAGAAGCAGCACUGAAUGUACUUCUUAACAGCAAUAAACAGAAACCUGUUACGGGUCCACCUCUGAGAGGUAAAGGAAAAGGCAGGGGGCGAAUAAGAUCUGAAGAUGAAGAGGAAUUGGGAAAUGCAAGGCCCUCAGCACCAAGCACAUUAUUUGAUUUCUUGGAAUCUAAAAUGGGGACUUUGAGUGUGGAAGAACCUAAAUCACAGCUGCAGCAGCUUCAUCAGGGACAAUACAGAUUGUCAAAUACUGAGCAAAAUGGAAUAAAAGAUAAUAGUCAAUCAAGAUACCUUCCUCGAAAUGAUACCAGACAGUCAAGAAAUGAGAAACCUCCUCGAUUUCAAAGAGACACCCAAAAUUCAAAGUCAAUUUUAGAAGGCAGUGGAUUACCUAGAAACAGAGGUUCUGAAAGACCAAGUACUUCUUCAGGAUCUGAAGUAUGGGCUGAAGAGAGAAUCAAGUAUGAUAGGCCAUAUUCUAGAUAUGAUAGAACUAAAGAUACUUCAUACCCCUUAAGCUCCCAGCACAAUGAUGCUGCAUUUAAAAAAAGGGAUAACUCUAUGCAAAGCAGAUCAGGUAAAGGUCCAUCCUGUGCAGACGCAAAAGAAAAUCCACUUCCUCAAGAAUCCAUCGAUUACAAUAAUCAAAAACGUGGGAAAAGAGAAAACCAAACAGCAAAUCCCGAUCAUUUUUAUGACAGGAAACCACGAACUUCGAUAAAUAAUGAAGCUUUUAGUGGUGUAAAAAUCGAAAGACAUUUUAAUGUAAAUACUGAUUACCAGAACCCUGUCCGAAUGAAUAGUUUCAUGGGUGUUCCAAAUGGAGAGACAGAAACACCACUGAAGGGAAGGCGAGUAGGACCUAUUAAGCCUACAGGACCCAUCACAACAACACCCUAUGAUGAUAAAAUAUUUUAUAAUAGUGGGCCCAAAAGAAGAUCUGGGCCAAUUAAACCAGAAAAAGUACUAGAGUCAUCUAUUCCUAUGGAGUAUGCAAAACUGUGGAAACCUGGAGAUGAAUGUUUUGCACUUUAUUGGGAAGACAACAAGUUUUACCGAGCAGAAGUUGAAGCUCUUCAUUCUUCAGGUAUGACAGCAGUUGUUAAAUUCAUUGAUUAUGGAAACUAUGAAGAGGUGCUACUAAGCAACAUCAGGCCCAUUCAAACAGAGGCAUGGCUUCAGGGGAGCUGGAAAUGCACAGGAGGAGUCAGAAGACUUGGGUUGAGGCCCGGCUCUGCCACUUACUACCUAUGUGAAUUUGGGAAGAAGAAGGCACCUAUGACCAAACUCUUGAGUUCCGUAGAGGAGGUGAUGGUCAACCAAGACGAUCCACUCGGCCAACUCAGCAGUUCUACCAACCUCCCCGGGCUCGGAACUGAUAUGAGAAGAGUCUCUGUGAAGAAAGGAGCUGUUGACUGAAACAUCCUGAUCAAAACCUGUUGAUAGACCUUCUACUUUCAUUUGGAGAACUCAAAGGCAGAUUUUAAGGGAAAAAAUUCAACCCACACAAAGAAUGGGAAAAAAAUACAAAGUUAAAUAAAGCAAGUACCUUUUACAAGUGAAAGAAAGAAUUUUUUCUUCUGCCACCAAUAAAAUCAAUGCACUGUUAAA
This is a messenger RNA of Phacochoerus africanus (Common warthog), 2909 nucleotides long. It is a transcript of the gene TDRD3, whose product is annotated as tudor domain containing 3. Gene Ontology annotation, molecular function: protein binding. NCBI's taxonomy places the organism in Eukaryota, Metazoa, Chordata, Mammalia, Artiodactyla, Suidae. The record is from RefSeq and is a predicted model, not a curated record. Bases 354 to 2717 code for a protein of 787 amino acids. The transcript is spliced from 15 exons. Gene Ontology annotation, cellular component: nucleus.